Octopus sinensis (East Asian common octopus) is the source of this 2389-nucleotide messenger RNA. RefSeq names its product fibropellin-1-like. The record is from RefSeq and is a predicted model, not a curated record. Lineage: Eukaryota; Metazoa; Mollusca; Cephalopoda; Octopoda; Octopodidae. Gene Ontology annotation, cellular component: protein-containing complex; plasma membrane. The annotation marks the transcript as partial. Gene Ontology annotation, molecular function: calcium ion binding. Gene Ontology annotation, biological process: heterophilic cell-cell adhesion; homophilic cell-cell adhesion; establishment or maintenance of epithelial cell apical/basal polarity. The transcript is spliced from 4 exons.
UCUUACCAGCUGUUUACUCAGGGGGAACUGAUAUAUUUCAUGAUUAAUAAACACUCUGGUGAAAUCAGCACGAUGACAGCUAUAGACAAACCUGUUGGUCAUCAGUUCGCAUUAAACAUACGAGCUGCUUUCAAGGGAAACACUUUUCGGGAUCGUCAACUUUUAGUUGAUGUUGUUGAAAACAACAAAGAAGCGCCACAAUUUUCAAAACCUUUAUAUUCUUUCUUAGUCUUUCAGUUUGAAAAACCUGGCAAGACUAUCGGCUAUUUAAACGCCACCGAUGAUUCCAAAGAAGACUACAACAGACAGAUUACUUACGAGAUACAAGAACAAAAAUAUCCGAUUCUAUCUUUAGAUAAACACAGCGGUCGCCUUCGACUCAAUGAUACGUUACGACUUGAUCUCAAGGAUAUCAACUUCACGGUGAAAGUAUCAGAUAACGGCUUGCCGUCAAAGACGGCAUAUGCAUUGGUUAAUAUCAAAAUUGUCGGUCUACCAGAAUUAGAAACCUUUUGUACAAUUACGAAAGGGAAAACAUCGCAGAUAUGCUGGCAGAACCCGGUACACAAGCUUAAUUACACGUACAACAUUGAAAUUCGAAACGAAAAAUACCACCAUCGUAACACCGUUUCCGGUGGCACCGAACACUGCUACAAUACGCCGUUGCGUGACAGUGCCAAUGAUUCCUAUUUCUACAGAGUGCAAUCUAAAUUCUUCAGUGAAAUUAGUCCAUACAGUCAAUGGCGACAAGCAGUUCAUAUGCGCCCGGACUGUGACAAAUUCGACCAAUGUUUAAUUCGCUCUCCAUGUGCUCAUGGGGGAACGUGUGUUUCGAAAGCUAAUAAUUUCACCUGCCACUGUACUCGAGGCUGGCGAGGCGAAACAUGUGAAGGUGAAGAUACGUGUGCUCACAAAGUCUGCUUGAACAACGGCACUUGUAAGAUGACGUCCCACAACGAAUUCAAGUGUAAAUGUCCGGAUGGAUAUGUUGGUGAGUUUUGCGAGUUCUCAAAUCCAUGCACAUCUAUUCCGUGCCAAAAUGGCGCCGCGUGUAGAAUACGUUCUAAUGCCACUUUUCAGUGCGAUUGCUCUCCAGGAUACUCCGGUGAAGUGUGUGACUCAUUGGACCCAUGUGGUUUGAAACCUUGCAAAAAUGGAAAGUGUAUAGCAGUUACCGAAAAGGAUUUUAAAUGUCAAUGUAAAUCUGGUUACACUGGACCACUGUGUGAUGUGUUUAAUUUUUGUAGCUUACAUAACCCUUGUCAUAAUAAUGGAACUUGUAUUCCUACACAGAAAAACUCCUAUAAAUGCAAAUGUCCAACGAAAUAUAGGGGUAGGAAUUGUUCUUACCUCGAUCCCUGUAUUGCUAUUAAUUGUCAAAAUGGAGGAACAUGUCAUAUCAGCAAUAUUACAGGAAAGCAUUGUUUGUGUAAACCUGGUUUUAUUGGAGGAGAAUGUCAAAGGAGGGAUUUAUGUUAUCUCUUGAAACCCUGCAAAAACGGUGGAACCUGUAUCAUGAACGAUAACGACACAUACAAGUGCCUGUGCGUGAAUGGUUCUAUAGGGGGCCAAUGCCAGUUAUGGGACCCGUGCAUUUCGGCAACAUGCCCGUCCAAUAAAUCGACAGGGUGUGUCAGGUUAUCGGACAUUGCAUACCGAUGUAAAUGUAAAGCCGGUUACACGGGGGACCUCUGUGAUUUGGACGCAUCUGGUUGCCAAUUUUCCCCUUGCAAGAAUAAUGGCUCGUGUCAUUUGGCAUUUGACACACCUGCAGGUUACAAGUGCCGAUGCGCAGGGGUGUAUUCAGGAAUCCACUGUGAUGAGUGGGAUCCAUGUACGAUAAAUAGUUGUUAUAAUGGAGGUACCUGUUUAAAAUUGAAUGGUGGAAGCUAUACCUGUUCAUGUCCAAAGGGUUAUGUAGGGAAAAUGUGUGAAAUAGAACUAGCCUGUCAUAAAGAUAUUUGCUUGAACGGUGGUCAGUGUUUGGUAAUUUACAAGCAACACGUAUGUGUUUGUUUGGAAAACUUUACUGGUCUUUAUUGUCAGGAAGAAAUAACAUGCCAAAAUGCAACAUGUUAUAAUGGCGGGUUUUGUAAAAACAACGGCGUUUGUCAGUGUUUGCCAGAUUUUACAGGUGAACAUUGCGAAACUGUAAAUCCUUGUCAUUCAAACCCGUGUCUUAACGGUGGAACUUGUCGAGGAACUACCGAUGGUGGAUUUAACUGUACAUGCAUGCUUUCCUUUGAAGGAAAUUUGUGCCAGAAAAAGCUUAGUGUUUGUGUGCGUUUAAAGCCUUGCAACAACAGAAGCGUAUGUACCCCGACACCUUCUGGUGGUUUUAUCUGCAACUGUAAGCCCCAAUUUAGUGGAGAAAACUGCACAGAAGAAG